CAAAUCCUCCUUGGGAUGGUCCGGACCCUGACCCUGACCCCGCCUCGUCUUCUCUUCUCUUCUCCCCCGUCCCUCCCGCCUUCCUCCAAGCAGCUGCAGUGGCUGCUGGACAACUACGAAACAGCUGAAGGGGUCAGCUUGCCCCGCAGUUCUCUCUACAACCAUUACCUGCGUCACUGCCAGGAGCACAAGCUGGAUCCGGUCAAUGCAGCCUCUUUUGGGAAGCUGAUCCGCUCGGUCUUCAUGGGCCUGAGGACGCGUCGGCUAGGCACCAGGGGGAAUUCCAAGUACCAUUACUACGGGAUCCGCCUCAAGCCGGAGUCCCCCCUGAACCGCUUGCAGGAGGAUGCCCAGUACAUGGCCAUGAGGCAGCAGCCGGCCCACCAGAAGCAAAGGUACCGACCUUCCCAGAAGUUGGAUGGCGCGGCUGAGGGGGGCCCCAUCAGCACCCCCCACACCACCCCCGAAGAGUCUGUUGCUGCCCAGUGUCAGCACCACCAGCAGUACAUCGAUGUUACUCAUGUCCUUCCUGAAUUCCCGGUCCUGAAUCUGGAAAACGUUCUCCUGCAGGAGGGAGUCGAGGCAAAUGACCUCCAGACCCUUCAGCUCUUCUACCGACAGCACUGCGAGGCCAACAUCGAGGUCGUCAUGAGCCUCCAGCUCCCUUACCUCGAGAAGCUGUGGCAGUCCUUCUGGAAUUCAGAAUCCCUUCCCAGCCGCUCAGGUGCUGCCACCACAGGGGCCUCCAGCGAAGAACCCUACGAAGCCAUCAUCCCGAGACACAAACUGAUCGCCCUGUGCAAAUGCGAGCCCAUCAUGGCGUGGAUGCGGAGCUGCGACCACCUCUUGUACCAAACCCUGGUGGAGAUUCUCAUCCCGGACGUUCUCCGGCCUGUUCCCGGCACUUUGACCCAAGCCAUCCGCAAUUUUGCCAAGAGCUUGGAGGGCUGGCUGAUCAGUGCCAUGAGCGAGUUCCCCCAGCCCGUGGUCCAAAGCAAGGUGGGCGUGGUGAGUGCCUUUGCCCAGACCCUGCGCAGGUACACGUCCCUGAACCACUUGGCCCAGGCCGCGCGGGCCGUCCUCCAGAACACGUCCCAGAUCAACCAAAUGCUCAGCGACCUCAACCGGGUGGACUUUGCCAAUGUCCAGGAGCAAGCCUCGUGGGUCUGCCAGUGCGAAGAGGGCCUGGUGCAAAAGCUGGAGCAGGAUUUCAAGCUGACCCUGCAGCAGCAGAGCUCUUUGGACCAGUGGGCCAGCUGGCUGGACGACGUGGUCACCCAGGUCCUGAAGCCGCACGAGGGCGGGGCCAGCUUCCCCAAGGCAGCCCGGCAGUUUCUCCUGAAAUGGUCCUUCUACAGCUCCAUGGUGAUCCGGGACCUCACCUUGCGCAGCGCCGCCAGUUUUGGCUCCUUCCACCUGAUCCGUCUUCUCUACGACGAGUAUAUGUUCUACCUGGUGGAGCAUCGGGUGGCCGAAGCCACAGGGGAGACACCCAUCGCUGUGAUGGGAGAGUUCAGUGACCUCGCGUCCAUGUCUCCGGCUGUGCUUGAGAAAGACGACUUCAGGAACGAGGCGGAGGCAGAGGCCCGGUGCACCGGCAAGCCCCAGGUGAAGCGCGAGCACAGCGACCCCGGCCCGUCCUUGCAGGAGAUCUAGCCCCGGAGCAGCCGGGCCAUGCACCCUUCGGUCCUGACUCUGCUGAGAGUGCCAAAGCUUUCCAGAACGCCCCGCAGGGACCCGCAGGUCCUCCGUGAUGACGUCGGGCCUCUUAGUUCCUCCUCAUGUUUACGUGUCUUCACCGAAGACGGGCCGGUGUCCAGCCGGCCAGUUGACUAGGAAGAGAGAAGGCCCCCGUCUCGGCAGCCGGCCAGUCCUUCUCUUUGCAGGGACCCCCGGCCCCCUCCUGUCCACCCUCCUGCUCUUUUGCUCUGCCUUAACUGACUCAACCAAUCGAGGGAAAAGCGUGUGAGGUGAGCCCCCAGGUGCCGCCGUGAUCCAGAUCUGCUGGCCGAUUCUGCGCCUCGUGGGGAAGGGGGGCGUCCGGUGUCCUCCCUGACUCCAACUUGCUAAAUAAAUUUACACUGUGGCCAAUGG
Python bivittatus (Burmese python) is the source of this 2094-nucleotide messenger RNA. The record is from RefSeq and is a predicted model, not a curated record. NCBI's taxonomy places the organism in Eukaryota, Metazoa, Chordata, Lepidosauria, Squamata, Pythonidae.